This is a messenger RNA of Oncorhynchus tshawytscha (Chinook salmon), 3486 nucleotides long. RefSeq names its product dehydrogenase/reductase SDR family member on chromosome X-like. Gene Ontology annotation, molecular function: oxidoreductase activity. The coding region runs from base 360 to 1184 and encodes 274 amino acids. Lineage: Eukaryota; Metazoa; Chordata; Actinopteri; Salmoniformes; Salmonidae. The record is from RefSeq and is a predicted model, not a curated record. The transcript has 7 exons.
GACUAGUCCGGGUGCUUUAGAGUGCAGAGAACGUGUCCAUCAUUUCAUUCAUAAGAGCUGGAGCAACAGAGCCCGCUUAUUCCUCCUCUUUUGCUUCGCUGCUGACAUGCAUUCUUUCUUGUCUCCAUUUAACAAGGCGAUCUUAGUGGCUUUGUUUAUUUUUGCCAUUUUACUCAUUCUUUAUGUAAUACUAUGGUAUAUAUGCCGAGACGUGGAUUGCGACCACGGUAUCUGACGCUUGUCGUGAGAAAAGCCGACGAUACCCUGACUUUGGCAUAUACGGAGACGCGCCAGGGUGACCCUUUGUUUUGCCCACACAAAAUGGAAGGGUUGCCAUAGUGACGGGGGGUGCCCGAGGAAUGGGUUAUGAGACUGCAAGACACCUGGCCAGGCUUGGCAUGCAUGUGGUUAUAGCUGGGAACUCUGAAGAGGAAGGCCUGCAAGCUGUGAAGAAGAUCCACGAAGAGGGCAGCGAGGGUAAAGUGGAGUUUCUGUUCCUGCACCUGUGUUCCCUGAAAUCGGUACGGAAGUUUGUCCACAGGUUUAAAGCCAGGGCUCUACCACUUCACGUCCUUGUCAACAAUGCCGGUGUCAUGCUGGUUCCCGAGGGAACGACGGAGGACGGUUUCGAGCUGCACUUUGGUCUGAACUAUCUAGGACACUUCCUGUUGACAAACCUCCUCCUGGACAAACUGAAGAGGUCUGGGAGACACGACGCCUGCUCCCGCGUCGUCACCAUGUCCUCCGCCACACACUACGUUGGAAGUCUCAAUAUGGAAGACCUACAGGGCAGGUCCUACUACAGUGCGCAUGGUGGCUACUCUCAGAGUAAACUGGCUCUGGUUCUCUUCACGUACCAUCUGCAGGAGAAGAUAACAGCAGGAAGGUUCCCAGUAACAUCCAACGCAGUAGACCCAGGCAUGGUGGACACUGACCUGUACAACAACCUCUGCAUUCCAGCCCAGGCAGCCAAGAAACCUUUUGCCAAAAUGAUGUUUAGGACCCCAGCCGAGGGAGCGUCUACAUCUAUCCUGGCUGCCACUGCCUCGCAGCUGGAGGGGGUCGGAGGCUGCUACUUCUAUAACGGGGAGAGAACUGAAUCCGCUGACAUUACUUACGAUCACAACGUGAGGGCUGAGCUGUGGAAACAGAGCUGUGCGCUGGUUGGUCUUCGGGAGUCCUAGAGGAGGAACCAGGAACCAUGAUCUUAGAAGUAUGCCAAGAUCAGUGGCAUGACACCUCCCUCCAGCGUCAACAACAACCAAGCUGCGUCCCAAUUCUCAAGCCUUCCCUUCGGCCCCAAGUGUGCACUUGUUCCCUUCCCUUCAUGGAUUUAAAAGCACUGGUAUAGGAAAUAUGGUAGCAACUCCCUCUAGCCUAGGCUGACACCAAUCCAAUGCUUUUAAAUUCUUCAUGGGGAGGAGAGCACAAGUGCAUAUUUUAGUAGUGUCGGGAUACAGCCCAAGUCAGCCCCAGCCAGCACUACAUACAGCGACAGCCUGUGGACUUAGGCUUCCUGAUUACUUAGCAACAUCUAGCUACAGCACAAACCUUGGUUGUUGCCUCUACAGUAACUGUCCUCUCUUGACCUCUGUCCUCAUAGUACUGCGUAACACACCAGCAAUGGAAUCGACUCUUCAGCAUUUCAUAUCUUCGAACAUAGCUCCUCCUCCGCAACGACAGUUCUGAAGACACCCAUUCUACCAUGCGGCAAGCUCUAUUAAACACAUGCUGAACUGCACAUUGAGUGAUGGAAUUGUUGUUUUUUAUAUUGCAAUACAAGUUCUGCUGCCAAAUGUAUUAAGCUUUGGUAUUGUAGCUCCCUCUUCUGGAAUCGCAGAUAACAAAACAUUGAAGAACACAAAGAACAACAUCGGAGCUACUAAUAUCUCUUUGAAACAGACCCAUCUUUUUUUCUGUCUAAAAUUGGACCCUCUGUCCAUUCUUUUUCUCGUACUUGGACUCCCAUCAGGGGCGGACUGGCCAUCUGGCAUUUCGGGUAAAUGCCAGAUGGGCUGGUCCAUUUUUAUCCUAGUGGGCCUGUGUAAAUCUUUUUUUUUUUUUUUUUAAAUGCUCAUUAUCUGGCUAAUAAUGGGGGCCAAAAGGGAAAAAAAUUAUGUUGUGUUAGAAUAAUGCCAGAGGCCAUUUCUGGUCCUAGUCCACCCCUGACUCCCAUCAAGGACUGGACCAAAUAUCUGUAGAUGUACCGCCUCAUAGCUGUGAUCAAAAAUAUAAUAUCAAAUAUGCUUUGGUGAAGGGCUAACAAUGACCACCAUGAGACUCAAACUUGGUUAGCCUUAUUCCCGCUUAAUUUGCACUUGCCUCAUUUAAUGCGUGUGUCCAAUCCUUGUUGUUGUCGUCAUCCAGGGGAAAAAACUGACAACGAGCUUCCUCACAGUACAGUAGAUGCCUUUGCCUUGUUUGACUUACUGUGCCCAGAGGGGAUGUUCUGCCCUGCUAUCUCCACUUCACUGUGACUGAUGUGAAAUGUUGUCGUGAUUUUUGAUGUCUCUGUGGCAUACUGUGAUGACAAAAUGAUGCUCAUCUUUAAGUGUUCUGAAACAGUAGUUAACAUGUUAAUGGUUGGUGGAUCGUAUUUUCAGACACGCCAUUUUCAGUCUUAGAUUCUGAAUCUUUAAAUUACUGUAAGUGAUUCUCAUGAUAUGAUGUCUCUAGUGUGGAGAGUUCUAACUUGGGCGCUGCCUGUAAUUUGUGCUCAUGUUCGAUGGCUGCUGGAAUUACAAACACUUGCUAUGUCUACAAUCCAUUGUAGGUGUGCGUGUCGAAAUUCUCAUACAGGAUAUCGUCAACGUUUUGUCUUAGGUGUUUUGUGUUCAAGUACUGUAUGUGUGUAUGCAUGCCUAAGCAGUGUACGGUUCAGUUCUGUACAUGCCCCAAGACAACAGUUAUUCAAUAACAACAGUGCCAAUACUUACAUGCUCUUUAGAAUACUAAUGUGGAAGGUUUGAAGAGAAGAUGACUCUCCUCCAAGCUUCCAUCUGCUUUUGUUAUGAUACAACACGUGUUAUGAGUCUAAUGCUGGAUAAAAGGCAGACAUAAGAGACACCAAAUGAAAAUCAAAUUGUAUUUGUCACAUGCGCCGAAUACGACAGGACCUUACUGCGAAAUGCUUACUUACAAGCCCUUAACCAACCAUGCAGUUUUAAGAAAAAUACCAACAACAACAAAAAUGUAAGAGAAGAAUAACAAAUAAUAAACACCGUAAACAUUAGAUAUAAUACAUCCAAGGUGUAAACAUUUCAGUAGGACAUUUUCAUCUGAAGUCAUUCGGUUGUCCAUUGUAUUACCACAAUCACUGUGAACGAUGCCUUGUUUUCCAAGUUUUCUUUAGUUGUACUAAGUAAUUAAGUAGUUAUUCAUUUGAGUUUCAAGUCAUUGAGUGGUUCUUAGAUGUGACUGUGUUGUCCUCACUCAUGUCAUAGAGAAGGAUGUCCACAUUGGACACAAAUCUAAAUAAAAAUCUAU